AUGGACUCUACAAGCGCGAUGUCUUCCGUACGUUUAUCCCCCCCCUCCCCGCCCCCCACCAUCUGCUGGGCGCUGUAUACAGUGUGCUGCUCGCUGCUUCCCCUCCACCGAAUAGUCUGUCCGUCCGUCCGUCGCUUACAUAAAUCUCGUUCGAUAACAGGCUUCCCGGACCCCUUCGCCGUGGCCACCAUCAACGGCGAGCAGACGCGCACCACCAAUGUCAUCAAGAAGACGCUGAACCCGUACUGGAACGAGAGCUUCGACAUGUACGUCAUGUCGCCCCAUGCCUCUUUCCACCCCUUUCCUGCCCAGCGACCGCAUCCCAGCACAGCGCUAAUCCAUACCACAGGCGAGUCAAUGAGGAGAGCGUUUUGGCAGUCCAGAUCUUCGACCAGAAGAAGUUCAAGAAGAAGGACCAGGGCUUCUUGGGCGUCAUCAAUGUCCGCAUUGGUUCCGUAA
Messenger RNA from Plenodomus lingam JN3, 459 nucleotides. NCBI's taxonomy places the organism in Eukaryota, Fungi, Ascomycota, Dothideomycetes, Pleosporales, Leptosphaeriaceae. The record is from RefSeq and is a predicted model, not a curated record.